AUGAGUGCCUUUUCGUCCGUCCUCGGUGCGCCUGGCGCUACUGGAGAUCUCAAGUACGUGAAGAGGAAGCUCAUUGGGACUGGCUCCUACGGCGAGGCGUGGUUGGUGGAGCGCCUCAGCGACAAGGCGAUCUUCGUCGCGAAAACAAUGGACCUUGGGAAGAUGUCGUCUCGUGACCGCACGUAUGCGUACAGCGAAAUCAAAUGUCUUGCGAGCUGCCACCAUCCAAAUAUCAUCAAGUACAUCGAGGACAAGGAAGAUAACGAGCAUUUGCUUAUUGUAAUGGAGUUUGCGGACUCGGGUGACCUGGACCGCCAGAUCAAGGCACGCUCGACCGACUUCAAGCAUUUCCAGGAGCACGAGGCAUUGUUUCUCUUUCUGCAGCUGUGUCUGGCACUAGACCACAUCCACGCCCACAAGAUGCUGCAUCGCGAUAUCAAAGGAGCCAAUGUGCUCCUUACUUCCACGGGUCUCAUCAAGAUUGGUGACUUUGGGUUCAGUCACCAGUACGACGAUACCGUCUCGGGAGUGGUCGCGAACACCUUCUGUGGCACACCGUACUACCUUGCACCGGAGCUCUGGAACAACCAGCGCUACAGCAAAAAGGCAGAUGUGUGGUCACUGGGUGUACUUUUGUACGAGAUCAUGGCGCUGAAGCGGCCAUUCACGUCGACGAACAUGAAGGGUCUCAUGGCAAAGGUUCUGAGCGGAGACUACGAGUCGCUACCCGAAGUGUACUCGGCCGACUUUAGGGACGUGGUUCGCAAGAUCCUUGUCUGUGAUGCGGCGCAGCGGCCGAGCGUGCGGGACAUCUUCCGCUUUCCCUACGUGCGGGAGGGUCUCAAGGUUUUCAUGCACACUAUGAGGAAGAAUUCGCGGAUUGACAACGAGGUAAAGGAGGCACUGAUGGAGCAUGUGACGGUGAUCCUGUCUAGCGAGUCAGUCGAGGAGCCAAAGACUGCCACUGUUGGUCAGAUCAACAAGGAUGUGUUUUUCUCUGGGUACCUGAACAAGCUGAAGGGUGGUGACAAUCAUUCAUGGAAGAGGCGGUACCUCCAGGUGCAGAAGGGUCAUUUCAUUAUGUCGGAGAAGGAGUCGGACACCGAGGGAAAGGCGCUAAGCUUGGAGCACAUCCAGAGCGUGUGCCCUGUUCCUGUGAGCACGGCAAAGCGCAUGCAUGUCUUUGCACUUCACACAACAAGUGGUAAGUCGAUGUGGUUUGAAGCCCCAUCGCUGGAGAGCAUGGAGGAGUGGAUUCACGCCAUUCAGCGCGGCCUCGGCGUUGCGUGA
This is a messenger RNA of Leishmania braziliensis MHOM/BR/75/M2904, 1290 nucleotides long. RefSeq names its product putative protein kinase. Gene Ontology annotation, molecular function: protein kinase activity; ATP binding. Lineage: Eukaryota; Euglenozoa; Kinetoplastea; Trypanosomatida; Trypanosomatidae. Bases 1 to 1290 code for a protein of 429 amino acids. Gene Ontology annotation, biological process: protein phosphorylation. The record is from RefSeq and is a predicted model, not a curated record. The transcript has a single exon.